Messenger RNA from Phragmites australis (common reed), 1380 nucleotides. Its product is annotated as GDSL esterase/lipase At5g45950-like. The transcript has 5 exons. The coding region runs from base 106 to 1380 and encodes 424 amino acids. Gene Ontology annotation, molecular function: hydrolase activity, acting on ester bonds. NCBI's taxonomy places the organism in Eukaryota, Viridiplantae, Streptophyta, Magnoliopsida, Poales, Poaceae. The record is from RefSeq and is a predicted model, not a curated record.
UAGCGUUGUACUAGCAUACAUGCAUCCAUAGCUGAAAAAACUAGCCUGACUUCCCUUGUGAAGCCUGGGUUCUAUUCCUGUCAUACGCAUCGGCCGACAAAAGCCAUGAGGGGUUUUCAACUACUUUUUGUAGUGGCAUUGCUUAUUGGGGAGUUGCACUACGCAAGAACAGCAGCACCAGCAGAUGCGCCGGAGGCACAACCACAAUCUCCCGAACCACCAGCAGAUCAGCAAACCCCACCACAGGCACCGGGGCCAACGCCGCCGCCACGGCGACGAGGAUCGCCACAUCGACGACCACCACCACCACCACCGUCAAAGCAGGAUCCAGCACCGCCGCGGUUGGUUGUACCACCACAGGAGCCUGGGGUGGCAGCACCAGCACCACCUGGAAUGAUCAACCGCACUAUGGGCUGUACUACUCUUCUUGUACUCGGGGACUCAACAGUGGACCCUGGAAACAACAACCAUCUCUCUACGACAGCCAGGGCAAAUUUCUUGCCCUACGGCUUGAACUUCUUCGGCCGGAGGCCGACCGGCAGAUUCUCCAAUGGACGGUUAGCCACAGAUAUGUUAGCGGAGAGGCUAGGUAUAGGAAGGACCGUUCCAGGCUUUUAUGACCCAAAUUUGAGGCUGGUCCAGCUCAGUAGGGGUGUGAGCUUUGCAUCAGGAGGUUCUGGAUACGACGACAGCACUGCCAACAGAUUAAAUGUGGUAUCAUUCACCGCACAACUGCACAAUCUUUUCCGUUACAAGCUACUCAUCCGAACAUUGCUCGGACCAAGAAGAGCAGAGCGACUUGUUAACAGGGCUACCUUCGUCAUAAGCACUGGUACCAAUGAUAUGCUUAAUAUCUAUCUUGCAUCAAAUCGCUCGACUGCAAUUAGUACGGCCGUGUACGAGAAUUACCUGAUAGCACGUGUUGCUAAUUAUACCCAGGUCAUGAGAAUGCUUGGAGGGAGGAGAUUUGUCUUUGUUGGACUGCCACCAUUGGGUUGUUUACCAAUUGUCCGAACAUUUCUGGGCACGGGAUCAGAUAGAUGCGACGACAACUUAAAUCAGCUUGCGACUUCAUUCAACUCGAAGCUAGUUCAGCUAUUGAAUUUUAUAAAUUAUCAAAACCAGAUAAAAACUUGUUACAUAGACACGUAUACAAUCAUCCAUGACGCAACAGUGGAUCCUAAGAACUUUGGCCUAUCAGAGGUAUCAAGAGGGUGCUGCGGAUCGGGGGUCAUUGAAGUUGGGCAAACAUGCCGAGGGCGAAGAACGUGUGGAGAUCCUACCAAGUACUUAUACUGGGAUGCUGUCCAUCCAACAGAGAGAACCAACCAACUUAUCACAAAUGUGAUGAUGGAUUCUAUUAGACAACUCUAUAACUAA